This is a messenger RNA of Phyllotreta striolata, 2380 nucleotides long. NCBI's taxonomy places the organism in Eukaryota, Metazoa, Arthropoda, Insecta, Coleoptera, Chrysomelidae. The record is from the annotation of a GenBank genome assembly.
UUGUCAAUGUCAAAUUAUUUAAUAACACGUGCGAUCGUGUUGUUUGUAGAUUUAUCGAAAACUAUUAAAAAUGGGCAAAACUAAGAAACAAACCGGGCAAACCGUCCGAAACCUUCCAUUAGAGCAAGACAUUCACAACACGAAAUUCGCCAAAUCCAAAAACCGCAACAAAAUUCGGCUCAGGAAAGAUGACGAGGAGCAAUUCGUUGAUUCCACGUUGUCCCGUAAAAUACUGUCGGCAGCCCGGAACCAACAGCGCGAACUGGAAGACACUCACCGUCAGCCUACGAAGGAAAAACCCCACGUAAAUUUCGGCGAUAUGGACACGGACGAUUCGGCUAGCGAGCCCGAAGACAACGCCAUAGACUCCUCCUUUUACGAUAACAUCGAAAUCAACGAAGAAGACGAACUCGCCAUCGACACCUUCAUGAGCAAAAACCCCCUACCGAGAAGGACCCUAGCGGAUAUCAUCAUGGAAAAAAUAACCGAGAAACACACGGAGCUCGAUACCCACUUCACCGACGCCGGUUCCCUGCAAAUGCAGGACUUGGACCCGAACGUCAGGCAAAUGUACGAGGGCGUCAGGGACGUGUUGAAAACCUACCGAAGCGGCAAGCUCCCUAAAGCCUUCAAAAUAAUACCGAAACUAAAAAACUGGGAACAAAUUUUGUACAUAACCGACCCGCCCGGCUGGUCGGCGGCCGCCAUGUACCAGGCCACCAGGAUAUUCGCUUCGAACUUGAAGGAAAACAUGGCGCAGAGAUUCUACAAUCUAGUGUUGUUGCCUCGCGUUCGAGACGAUUUGGCCGAAUACAAACGACUCAACUUCCAUUUGUACCAAGCGCUGAGGAAGUCUCUGUUCAAGCCGGGGGCCUUCAUGAAGGGCAUCCUGCUCCCUCUGCUCGAAAGCGGCAACUGCACUUUAAGAGAAGCCAUCAUUAUAGGCUCGGUUUUAGCGAAAAAUUCGGUGCCCAUUUUGCAUUCGUCGGCGGCGCUUUUGAAAAUCGCCGAGAUGGAUUACACGGGGGCCAAUUCGAUCUUCCUGCGGAUACUGUUCGAUAAAAAGUACGCCCUGCCGUACAGGGUGGUGGACGCUUGCGUGUUUCACUUCGUACGGUUCCAAAGCGACAAGAGGGACUUGCCGGUGCUGUGGCACCAAGCCUUAUUGGCUUUCGUGCAGCGAUACAAGGCCGAUAUAUCGACGGAGCAACGCGAGGCGCUGUUGGAAUUGCUGAAAAAGCAAAACCAUCCGGUGGUAACGCCGGAGGUUCGCAGGGAAUUGCAGCACGCCAAGUGCAGGGACUUCGAAGACGCCGAACCUGUAAUGGAUACGGAUUAAUAAAGUAUUUAUACAUUUACAUAUAUAUUUGAAUCGAUUAUUGGAUACCACAACAGUUCGUGUAAGUUGUGAACUUAAGAUUUUUCUUGCGUUAUUUUUUCAUCGUCCAAAAUGACCACGAUAGUUUUAUCGGCGCCCGCUUCGUCGUAUCGAGGCCUCGUUUGUUCGCUUUGACAGACAUCUUCGAUGACGAAUUCGUCGGCGUCGCCGUCGAGUUCGCCUCUAUUUUGCCAUUUGAUCUUGAACACUUUGACGUUUUUCUCGUUGCCGUCGGCCCGAGCGUCGGCGUGAUCGUCCAACAGAUGGUUAUCUAACGGCAACUUUCGAGCGAAUCGUAGAUCGCAGAGGCAGCAAUUGAAUUGCUCCGAGGCGUUCGAAUGGGCCGCUUCGUGGGCUCGUCGGUCCGCUUCGUUGGGGAAUCUCUUGAAGCACGUCAUGCACCUGAAUGGAUUCGAAAAAGAUGUUAUUUCGAUGAAUAUACACGUACGAAUGUAUUUACAGGAAUUGGUGGCCGACGUCCGAUUUGUGCGAGUCCUCGUGGGCGGUUUUCGCCCGUUUAUCGUUCAGUUUGAUACCGCAAUAGUUACAUUCGAAUUUCCUUUCGUGUUCGUGUAGCGGCAGAUGCGCCACGAGCGAUUCCUUCGCUGGGAAAGUUUGCGAACAAAAUGAACAUUCGUAGUCGUUUUCUGCAAUAAUAGAAGCCGUUAUGUUGGAUCGAACAAUCGAAAUUAGUUGUAUACUUUUCUUUUUCACGUUCUGGUAGGUUUUGUGGUCCGAAUUUCUCGCCCUAAAACGAGCAAUUGUUAUCAUAAGAUUAUUUCGCAAAGUAUCGUAAUACCUUCUGUGUAGAUUCAACGAGGAAUCGCCGGUAAAUUUGCCGGGGUAAUCGACUUCCUUGAGCUUCGAAUGCGCCAUUUUGACGUGCUCUUUCAGCUUGGGUUUCGACGGGAACAAAUCACCGCAAGCGGUGCAUUCGUGCUGCUGCGAAUCCCGCCUUUUGGCCAUCAUUAAUUUUAUUUUCGACAACACCUCGUGCAGCGC